AUGUUCAGCUGGCUGGGUUCCGACGACCGGCGGAGGAAGGACCCCGAGGUCUUCCAGACGGUGAGCGAAGGGCUCAAGAAACUCUACAAGACCAAGCUGCUGCCCCUGGAAGAGCAUUACCGCUUCCACGAGUUUCACUCGCCCGCCCUGGAGGAUGCUGAUUUCGACAACAAGCCCAUGGUCCUGCUGGUGGGCCAGUACUCCACUGGGAAGACCACCUUCAUCAGCUAUUUCUCCUCCCAUUGGAAAAUGGAGACAAGAAUAAAUUUGAGGAAGAAGAAGAAAAAAUCAUCCAUAAAACCACAAUUCGGGGGAGACCAUUUUAAAUAUAUGUACCUCCUGGAACAGGAUUUCCCAGGCAUGCGAAUUGGGCCUGAGCCGACCACUGACUCCUUCAUUGCCGUGAUGCACGGACAGGUGGAGGGGAUCAUCCCUGGGAACGCCCUGGUGGUGGAUCCCAAGAAACCUUUCAGGAAGCUGAACGCCUUUGGCAAUGCCUUCUUGAACAGGUUUGUGUGUGCUCAGCUGCCCAACGCAGUGCUGGAGAGCAUCAGCGUCAUCGACACCCCAGGGAUCCUGUCUGGGGAGAAGCAGAGGAUCAGCCGAGGGUAUGACUUCGCGGCGGUCCUGGAGUGGUUCGCCGAGCGGGUGGACCGCAUCAUCCUGCUCUUCGACGCCCAUAAGCUGGACAUCUCCGACGAGUUCUCGGAGGUCAUCAAGGCCCUCAAGAACCAUGAGGACAAGAUGCGGGUGGUGCUGAACAAGGCGGACCAGAUCGAGACGCAGCAGCUGAUGCGGGUGUACGGGGCCCUCAUGUGGUCCCUGGGGAAGAUUGUGAACACCCCGGAGGUGAUCCGGGUCUACAUCGGCUCCUUCUGGUCCCACCCCCUUCUCAUCCCUGACAACCGGAAGCUCUUUGAAGCGGAGGAGCAGGACCUGUUCAGAGAUAUUCAGAGUCUGCCCCGAAAUGCUGCCCUGCGCAAGCUCAAUGACCUCAUCAAGAGAGCCAGGCUGGCCAAGGUUCAUGCCUACAUCAUCAGCUCCCUGAAGAAGGAGAUGCCGUCGGUGUUCGGAAAGGAUAAUAAGAAGAAGGAGCUGGUGAACAACUUGGCUGAGAUUUACGGCCGGAUCGAGCGGGAGCACCAGAUCUCACCUGGGGACUUUCCCAACCUGAAAAGGAUGCAGGACCAGCUGCAGGCCCAGGACUUUAGCAAAUUCCAGCCACUGAAGAGCAAGCUGCUGGAGGUGGUGGAUGACAUGCUGGCCCACGACAUCGCCCAGCUCAUGGUGCUGGUGCGGCAGGAGGAGACCCAGAGACCCGUGCAGAUGGUGAAGGGCGGAGCAUUCGAGGGCACGCUGCACGGCCCCUUCGGGCAUGGCUAUGGGGAGGGGGCUGGGGAGGGCAUUGAUGAUGCCGAGUGGGUGGUAGCCAGGGACAAGCCCAUGUACGAUGAGAUCUUCUACACCCUGUCACCGGUGGACGGCAAGAUUACAGGUGCCAAUGCCAAGAAGGAGAUGGUGCGUUCCAAACUGCCCAACAGCGUGCUGGGCAAGAUCUGGAAGCUGGCUGACAUUGACAAAGACGGCAUGCUGGAUGACGAGGAGUUUGCACUGGCCAACCACCUGAUCAAGGUCAAGCUGGAGGGGCACGAGCUGCCCAAUGAGCUGCCUGCCCACCUGCUGCCCCCAUCCAAGAGGAAAGUUGCUGAGUGAUGGACGGAGGAGGUUCAAAGCAGACAGGCAGUAGAGGAGAUGGGGAGAAUGAGAUGCGCGUGUACACACACACACACACACACACACACACACACACACACAUCUUGAGAAGUACACUGCAGAUGAGAGGGGACAGGGAACUCUAGGCUUCCAGACUGGUCUUUGGACACAUCUCCAAGUUCUCAGGAUUGUAGAGCACAAGAAUGCUCCCAGGGCCCCAAGUUCAAACCUGGGUCUCCGUACUUCUUUCUGUCCCAUCUCCCACCACCCACAGAGGGAUUUCACCUCCCCACAGGUGGCCCAUCCACCUCCACAUUCCCAGGCCCAGAGCAGAUGGAAAAUGCUUCUCAUUCAAUAGGCACUGCACUGUUUUUAGUGCCGUCACCCUCUCUUUGGCUUCCCAGUGGGAAAAAAUGCUCCAAGUCUGAGAGAUGUGAGGUGAGGGGCCGCUGCCAGGAGCGGGGGUUGGGGGUGGGGAUGGUGUAGAAGGAAUCAUCCUCUGCCUGGUCCCAGAUUUGAAGAGAGAUGGCCCUGAGCUGUGUGCUGCCCUAAGCUCAGGCUGUGUCUGCCUGGGCAUACCUGCCCUUGAACCCUACCCCUACUGCAUUUCAAAGAAUCCCAGACCUGAAGAGAGAGGAAAAAAUUGGCAGGAAAGAAAGGAAAGAAAUUGCCCUAAAUCCUCAAGCCAAAGCCAGUCAAGGUGGCUUUAUUCCACAGAUUUUUGUGAGGUUUGUGUUUUUUCCAUCCAGCCCUGAUGUUUGGAUGCUCAGACCCGUCUCCCAUUUAUCAAGCCCGGCCUGUGUGCCAGGAGCUAUGUUUGGCUCUUUACGUACAUCAUCUCACUCAGCCCCCACCAACCCCUAAGGAAGUAGGCAUCAGUCCCCCCCCUCCCCUUUGCAAACUCAAAGGAGUUUAGGUGACCUUCCCAGAGUCACAGAGGUCAUGUGUGGUAGAGAGACGAUUCAGAUCCAGGACCUCAGACCCUCCCUUCUAUCGCGGCGACACGUGCAAGAAGGAUCCCAGCAUCGCUAGGGGGCGAUGAACCUUGGGGAACAGACCAUGCACGCAGGGCACCUCAGCCUCCCAGAGCGGGCGGCGAGGGAGGAGGGCCAGCCAGCCUGUGGUGGGCCAUCAGUCUGGCCAUCUGUCACAUCACAGAAGCAAACCAUGCCGUCUGGCUCUGCAGCCCAUGUUCCUAAAAUAACAGAAGUCCAAUAGCACCAGCGGGAGAGUAGGCUGGCCUGCUGGGUGCUGUUGGCACCUGUCCCCACUUGGCCGCCCACCCAGGGCGCUCAGAUGCAGCUACCGAUUGCCAUCAAGUGGGACCUCGUGCUGGCUAAGAGGGCUGACGUGAGAGGUCUGAGGUCCUGUUCCCUGCUGGAGCCCCCGCGACUCUGCAGCGUCCUUGGCACGUCGCCACCAUUCUCUGUGCCCUGUGCCCUCCUUCAUGGUUUCUUCCUUGGAUUGCUUUGUGGCCACUGAACUAGUCACUUUGUAUGCUCUACUCCUACUGUGAUGGAAAACAAAAACAAGCAUAACUUAUUUUAUAUCUAUGUUCAGACUAUAGAGACCAUAUUCUAUGUAUCUAUGAUGUGCUUACUACUGCAGUGCAUUUGUCAUUAGUCUUCCUGUUAAUAUAGCACAGUUAUCCUUUGGUA
Messenger RNA from Suricata suricatta (meerkat), 3371 nucleotides. RefSeq names its product EH domain containing 3 (gene EHD3). Gene Ontology annotation, cellular component: cytoplasm; plasma membrane. The transcript has 7 exons. Gene Ontology annotation, molecular function: GTP binding; calcium ion binding; protein binding. The record is from RefSeq and is a predicted model, not a curated record. Lineage: Eukaryota; Metazoa; Chordata; Mammalia; Carnivora; Herpestidae. Gene Ontology annotation, biological process: endosomal transport; endocytosis. The coding region runs from base 1 to 1713 and encodes 570 amino acids.